Musca domestica (house fly) is the source of this 2364-nucleotide messenger RNA. Its product is annotated as T-cell immunomodulatory protein. Lineage: Eukaryota; Metazoa; Arthropoda; Insecta; Diptera; Muscidae. The transcript has 4 exons. The record is from RefSeq and is a predicted model, not a curated record. The coding region runs from base 275 to 2080 and encodes 601 amino acids. Gene Ontology annotation, cellular component: plasma membrane.
CCAUUGUUGUUUUCUCUUUCUCAUAUAUUGACUCAUUUUGUGAAAAAAAUAAGUUUUUAUCGAAUAUUUCAUUAAUUUCGCCAACAAAAUUAAAAAUUAACUAAGUAGAUAUAGCAAACAAAUAAAUUACUUUAAAUUUAUAACAAAAAAAUUGGUAUUUGCUGGAGCAAAACCAAACAAAAACACUCUGCACAGAGGAGACAUUUUUUCUACGAAGAAAGAAAAAAUGAAUAACAGAUUUUCCUUGUAAAAAAAAACAAACAAUUCGAAUAAAAUGAUUAUUAAUCUUAAAAGCGUCUUAAGCUUUUUGUCUAUUGUGGCAGUGGCCGUCCAAGCCAAUGAUGUGACUCCCCAGGUCUUUGGCAAUGUCCAAGAAGGCAUUGUGGCUGCCUUUGGAGAUUUCAAUUCGGAUGAACUGACUGAUGUGUUCAUAAUAAGGGAUCGCAAACAAACAUUGCAGAUUUUAUAUGGUGCUGACACUGAACCCUUAUUACGUGGUGGUCCCAUUUGCAUGUACAGGGAUCACGAGAUUGUCAGUGUAAUUCCAGGCGAUUUUGAUGGCGAUGCUCUAAUGGAUGUUGCUGUGGCCAUUAAACCGCAGGGCAGUAAGGUAAACACUUAUCAAAUCUAUGUCCACUGGGGUGGUCCGGAGGGACUCAAUUGUACAAGUGAACAUGCAGAACCUCUAUUGAAAACAAUGGGUGAACCUUUGGCCUUGGACUUUAAUCGCGAUAUGAUCAUUGAUUUAUAUGGCCUCAAUGAAAAGGGUGAUCGUAGAUUUUGGAUAUUUCAAAAGGCUCGGGUACCACCCCAUGAAAUAACGCAGGCCCCACCAAAUGGAGUUUCCACAACGGAACCUUCGAUAAGUAUACCCAACGCCAAUGCCUAUUUGGAUUUAAAUGGUGAUUUUACGGCCGAUUUGUUUGUACAGACCAAAGAUCACUAUGAAAUUUGGUAUGGAAAAGCCAAUGAAGAUUUUGCCUUUAAUCACACCAUUGACAUUUCCAUAGUGGGUUCUGAUUAUACUUUGGGUCAGGCAGUGUUUGCCGACUUUGAAUUGGAAGGUGUGGAGAACAUCAUAUUGCCUGUUUGCUUUCAUCGCAAAGAUUGUUCCAAUUCAACUAUUCUGGUACAUGAUGGUACAAACUUCCGAGAUAUCCAUGUAAACUUCAAAGAUCCCCAGGCUGUAAUGUGGGGUUUUGUCCCACCAAUUGAAGAUGAUGUUUAUCUAAAAACAAUUACUGCCAGAAGUGGAGAUUUCAACAUGGAUGGUUAUCCAGAUUUGAUCAUGACACUGCAGACCCUGACUGGACCAACCAAGAGAAUGCAAACUUUCCUUUUGGAAAAUGUGCCUUGUCUAAUGUGUAAUCCUCCGCUAAAGAGAACCUUUGAGGUAAAAUGGAAUGCCUUGAAUCCCAUGGGUAAUGAUACUGUGGCCGGGGCCUUUUAUGAUUUCUAUCAGGAUGGUGUUUUGGACAUAAUUUUAAUUGAGAAAAACAAAAAGGGCCAAUAUAAACCAUUGGCCUUCCGUAAUACCCUCGACUAUGAUGCUAAUUUUGUGAAAGUAAUUGUCCUAACAGGUCUUAUAAACAGUAAGAAUCCCACAUUACAUACCCCCUUGGGUCGUAAACGACGUACAUAUGGUACCAACUUGCCUGGACCUCGCAUAACCUACUUUACCACCACACAAGAUGGAGAUUUACAACGUGGUUCCUCGGUACAACUACCCCAAUCGUCAUAUUUUGCUUUACAGCUGCCCUAUACCAUAUUCGGUUUGGGUAGAACACCAAAUUUUGUGGAUUCCUUGACGGUCGGCUUGGGCCACAUGUCACGCACCUGGACUCAACUUAUACCCAAUUCACAAAUUAUCGUUGUGCCCAAACCCGUUGAUGAUCCACAACGUUGGAAGGCCCAGCUGUUUGUAACACCCAGUAAACUGAUUGUUAUGAGCGUUGUGGCGCUGGGUGGCACAUGCCUUGUUAUAGUUUUGAUUAUUUUAGUUUUAUACAUAAAAGAGAAACGCGAAGAUAAACAGGAGAAGCUGCAAGAAGCUCAUCGUUUCCAUUUCGAUGCUAUGUAAUGGGCAUACAUUUAAGCACUGCGUUUAAUAUAGUAUCCAAUUUAAUAUGUAUUUUUUUUUUAUCUCAAUAAGGUGAUAUUUUUAAGUUUUUCUCCUCUCAUUUUUUUUGCUUUAGUAAUAUUUGAAAAUUAUUGUUUUUAUAUGUUGUUUGAAUGUUUAUUAUUUAAGAUACUUAUUCCGCCUAAUUUCCCUCGUAUAAUUACCAAUAUUCUAUACACAUUUAUCUAAUGAAGUUUGAACCAAAUAAUCCAAUAAUAAUAAAAAAAAAAAACUAAUGAAAACUA